Molecule: messenger RNA, 4350 nt
Organism: Phoenix dactylifera (date palm)
Lineage: Eukaryota; Viridiplantae; Streptophyta; Magnoliopsida; Arecales; Arecaceae
Source: RefSeq, a predicted model, not a curated record
CUUCGGCCUAAGCUCCGAGCGCCGAAGCAGCUCCCCCCUCCGAGUCCGGCCGUGGCGACGGUAGCCGAAUAAAAAGCCGCAGAGCCCAGCAACCCCCAUAAAGAGGGAAAAACCCGUCACAGAAGCACACAGGGGAAGAAGGCGGCGAAGUGGAGAGAAGAGAGAAGAAGGAGGGAGAGGAACGCGAUGGCGUCGUCCGCGAUGUGGAAGGGCACGUUCAGCGGUGCGAACGUGUUCCUCUCCCGGAGCUUGGUUGCUCCCGAGGUGUUCGACGCCCUUCACGAUGCCCUCCGCCUCAACGGCGCCCAGGUCUUUCUCUGCUGCGACCCCUCCCGCUCCGGCCCUAACGACUACCACGUCAUUUCCUCCCCCGACCAUGAGAAGUUCGAGGAUCUGAGAGCCAAGGGUUGUAAUCUUCUGGGGCCACAAUGUAUCCUCUCUUGUGCCAAAGAAUGUCGGAUUUUGCCUAAACAAGGCUACACCUGUUGCCUUGCAAUGGAUGGAGUAAAAGUGCUUGCAUCUGGAUUUGAAAAGGAAGAAAAGGUUAAGAUUGAACAGCUAGUGACAGCUAUGGGUGGAGCAUUGCAUUCCAAAGCAUCUGUGGAUAUUAACUUUGUCAUUGUAAAGAAUGUUUUGGCUGCUAAGUACAAAUGGGCUUUAAAUGUUCUUAAGAAACCAAUUGUCAACAUGAGCUGGUUGACUCAAUGCUGGACCGAACAUCGUCUUGUGCCUCAAGAGACUCACAGGAUUCUCCCUUUUACUGGCUUGACUAUUUGUGUCACUAGGAUUCCUGCAGAUGAGAGGAAGGAGAUGGAAAAGCUAAUCAAACAGAAUGGUGGCCAUUAUUCAGCUGAUCUUACCAAGAAAUGCACUCAUUUGGUUUCAGAUGCUCCUGUGGGUGACAAAUACAUGGUUGCCGGAAGAUGGGGUCAUAUUCAUAUUGUUACCCGAAGAUGGAUUGAUCAAUCAAUUGCUCGAAAAGCUUGUCUAGACGAGGGACUAUAUCCUGUUCAUGGAAAUUCUGUUUCAUGUAAUGAGGUGAAAGGUUCCCAGAAGGAGCAAAAAUCCCAAGAUCACAGUACUACAACUUCACAACCUAUACCACCGACAAUGAUUGAGGAUCUAGAAGCUACUUUGUCACAAAACAUAUUAUCGUCAUUCUCGGACGCUACUAAGAUCAACAAUGAGGGCACUGAUUCACCUGCCUUAGAGACAAAGGAUGAAGCAAAGUUUGAAUCUCAUAUUGCUGAGGACUCUGAAACAGAAGAUAAUGACCUUUAUUUGUCAGAUUGCAGAAUUUUUCUGGUGGGUUUUGAGGAAAGGGAACUGUCUAAACUAGUCACUAUGAUACGUAAAGGCGGGGGUUCUCGACAUAUGUUAUUGAGUGAAAAGCUGACACACAUUAUAAUAGGUGCACCAUCAGAGGUUGAAAAGAGAGAGGUGAGGCGCUUAGCAGCUUGGGGUGUCAUCAAUGUGGUAAAGUCUACCUGGCUGGAAGAAUGUGAUCAGGCAAAGAAAGAAGUUCCUGUAUCCCCCAGGCAUAUUGCAUCUGAACUUCUUUUUUCAAAAGAUUCUACAUGCAUUCGUGUGGAGCCAUCUACAGAUGCUUGUGGUAUCAAGAAGGUGAAAAGCUUUGCUGGCGUUCCCCAUGUGCCGGUGGUUCAUGUUUCAGAGGAUAAGAAUUUUGAAGCAGAACCGUUAUUAGAAAGAAAAAGAGGAAAAGACAAGACUGAAAAUGGUUUAGGUGGCAGCAGCUCAGAGGAAUUAGCGACUAAAUCUGGACCAUCAAACCAUUUCCAUGCAGCAAAGAGUGUGAAUAAGGAUAGGUGCAAAUCUAGUUCUGGCACUAUGGAUGUUCAAAAUAUCAAAUCAUCAAAUAUAUUCAGGGGAAGAACAUUCUGUUUUUCAAUCUCGUUCCCUCAAGAUCGGAGGGCUCAGAUUAUUGAGUGGAUCAGGCAAGGAGGAGGUGUAAUAGUUGAUAAUCAACAUAAGAUGAAGGUGCAUUUCAUCAUUGAGCGCCAUGGUGUAUUGCAGAUUCGUCCAGAUGUUACUGAGUCUACUGUUGUUUCCACUCACUGGAUACGCUGUUGUUUAGAGGAGGGCUGCUUACAAGAUGUUGGGAGCCACAUUAUCUACUCUCCACUGCGCUGCCACAUUCCGCUGCCUGGGUUUGAAAGCCUCCGAUUCUGUGUCUCACAGUAUGAAGUGAAAGAUAGGCUAUUACUGAGAAAUCUGUGCUUUACUUUAGGGUCUCAAUUUACCGAAAAGCUGACUAAAAAGGUAACCCAUUUGUUAUGUAAGUUCGCCAGUGGUCCAAAGUAUGAGGCUGCCUGUAAUUGGGGGAUUCAAUCAGUUACCACUGAUUGGAUUACUGAGUGUAUUAAACAGGAUAUGAUGGUUGCUCUAGAUCCAUUUCGUCCAAAACCAGCUACUGCUCAGGACAGGGAAGCAGGUCUAUGCACCGUCAGUCAAUAUCCUACACAGGCAGCUUGUAUGGUUUCAGGAGGUGUUCCAUCUCGGUUGCUUGGUGAGUCCCAAGGGCCAAUGGAUAACUCAAAGAAGAAUUCUGGCAUUAUGAAUGACAGCCUCUGUGAAGAACCAGAACAUUUGAGUACUUUUGGCAAAAGGUCCAGGUUAUCAGAAUGUGUCAGUAGUGUUGAUGCAUCCAAGAAACACAAAGUACCAGAAAAUCUCAUGGGUGGUUCUAAUGCUGUUCCUGAUGUGGCAGAUGCCAUAGAGGACCUGCUAGCUCAAUCGUCUAAGAUCCAAGACUUGAAGUCACCUGGAAGAUCUGGCUGCGAUCGAAGUAUAUACUCACAUGAUCAUACUAUCCUUGGUCAAGAUAAUGAUAAUUCUCACUCAACCUUUGGGAUUUCACGGCAUUGGUUAAGCAGAAAUAUUAUUUCCCUGUAAAUACUGCAAGUUUGUGGUUCAAACCAGCAGCUGUUGAACAUGUUGCACAUUACAACAAUUCCUUAGAUGCAGUUUAUAGUGAUUAAGCAGGAGAAGGCAAGGAUAUCUUAUCUUGACUUGAGAAUCCCAUUUAUGUGCCUGCAUGUGUGUGCACUCACAUGCACAAACAUGUGCAUAUGCAUCCCAUCCGGGCAUGCAUGCACAUGCUUUUACACAUGCUCGCGCAUGUGCACUCAUUCGUGUGCAUGCGCGCGCGCACAGAGAGAGAGAGAGAGAGAUUAUAUCUUAUGCACAUUAGUGAAUUCUAUGUAAACUGGCUUUCUUUGCAAAAUAGGCUCCGAUUUUUAAUAUAAUCACAACCAGUUACACAAAUGAAGGAACUAUUGAAGGCUUUGGGCAUAUUUUGAUGUAAAAGACACUACUUCCCUGAUGUAAGUUGAAAGCAUAUGAAGUGUUAGAACUUAGAAGGUUGUGGAUAUUCUAUUUUGUAACUUGAGUGAGAAAUCCCUCUGAUCUUAUUUAGAAUCAUGAAAAAUUGCACAACGGAAGAAACUAUUAGAAGUUUUCAACACAGUUCUUGGUGUAAGAGACCAGAAUUUCCCACAGUGUAAAGAAAAGAAAAAUUGAUAUGCGAUUAGGAUAUUAGUAUUUUAGUCUGUUUCCUGAAUGAGAGAUCACUUCCAGUAAAAGAUGCAGCUAUUAGGAUUCAUUGUCAGUGUGCUUUAUUUUGAAAUUGUUUUUCAGUGUGAUAUAUGGUGAUGCAUAGAUGUGCUGCUGCAAAUUGCUUUAUUUUUGGAAUCUGAUGUCAUGAUAUUUGUUAAUGCAUAUAUAACUAGAAUUCUGUAAUAAACAAUUGUGGGUUUCUUUAUUAUGUUCCACUAUCAAUGAAGAAUUACUGGAUUGAAGUUUUGGCACCAUCUUAUCUGCCAUUUAUUUCUGUUGGUGAUACCUUUUGGUCUCUACAACGCUUCUGUUCACAAUAUUCCUACUCAAGUUACGUCUACAACCACAUUCUGUAAAAAAAUAAUCUCAUUUACUCUAUCCUUCUAUAAAUUGCAAGUUAAUGUUUUCUUGCUAAAAAGGUCAUGCAUUGCUUCUCUUCUACAACUCUGUCAUGUAUUUUUAUGCUUAAUGUCGCGGAGCUUCUGAUGAAUGAUCGCUAAAUUAGCAUAAUAUGGAAUGCGGCCUAAAACAUAUUUCCAUUCAUAGAUACUUGGAUCAUUUCUUCUCUUCAGUAUCUUUAAUCUAAUGAGCUUGGUGCCAGAGCAUAGAAUCUAACAUGUUAGGCUUGUAAAAGACCAUCUAACAUUGCAUUUACAUUCACUCUCACAUGCAAGCAAGCAAGCAUGCCUGCACACCAAAGAAAAAGCCCUAUGUGACAGUGGUCAAUCCUUUAAUCCAUGACAACUUAUUUGUUGCCUAACUGUGAUAUCGUUU